This is a messenger RNA of Cheilinus undulatus (humphead wrasse), 4364 nucleotides long. RefSeq names its product MON1 secretory trafficking family member Bb (gene mon1bb). Bases 151 to 1995 code for a protein of 614 amino acids. The record is from RefSeq and is a predicted model, not a curated record. NCBI's taxonomy places the organism in Eukaryota, Metazoa, Chordata, Actinopteri, Labriformes, Labridae. Gene Ontology annotation, biological process: protein targeting to vacuole; vesicle-mediated transport. The transcript is spliced from 6 exons.
AUGUCUGCCGUGGUAAGAGGAAAAUUUGUUUUCUGCUUCUCAUUCUUGACAGUUUGUCUGCAACCGGGGCUGCUGAUGAAGGUUAAUGUACCGCAGUAGAUUUUCGACUCAACAUUUCGACGGUACAAAAAAUCCGACUGGGAUGGUAUCAUGGAGAGAGACAAUUAUCAAGAAGGAGAGGCACAGGGAGUGAAGAUUUGUGAUCCACCCUCUGUGAGCAAUCCACCUGGUGACACUUUGGCCACUUCUCUCUCCCUCUUGGGGAAUCACAUGUUUCCUGAUGCAGUGGAGAGAAACGAAAGUGCCGGUAUAAACAAAGAGGAGACUGCAGAUUCACUCAUCUCAGAUGUUACCUCAGAGGAGCAGAGUCUGGAUGCACAGUCUCACUCUAGCCAGGUAACAAAGCCAGAGACUGACGAGCAAGAAAAUCCAGAGUGUCACAACAAUGUGUCCAGCGAGCAGGUUGAUGGAGGAAGUGAGGAGGCUGCUGCUGACAACGACCAGAGUGACUCUGGGGAGUUUGUUGUUACGAUGCUAGCUAAGGCAAAGCUGGAGGAGCAGGGUAUAGGUGUGAAAGGAAGGUCAUCUCCCUUGUUGGAGGCAGGGACACAGGAAUCCCCUGGCUUCAUGUCUCACCGUGAUGAGGACGUGACCGCUGAAAGCUGGCGGCAGCACAGGAAACAUGUAUUUGUACUAAGCGAAGCAGGCAAACCAAUCUAUUCCAGGUACGGCAGUGAAGAGGCUCUUUCAUCGACAAUGGGAGUCAUGAUGGCUCUGGUUUCAUUUGUUCAAAGUGGAGAUAAUAUCAUCCGCUCAGUCUACUCAGAGGAGCACACGGUGGUGUUUCUACAGAAAGGGCCCCUUGUGCUGGUGUGUGUCUCUAGCAGUCGUCAGUCUGAACGGCAGCUGCGUGGAGAGCUCCUCUAUGUGUACUAUCAGAUCAUAAGCAUGCUCACCCAGGCCAGCAUAUCCCGCAUCUUUGAACACAAGAAAAACUACGACCUGAGGCGACUCCUUGCUGGCUCAGAAAAGAUCCUGGACGGUCUCCUCAACCUUGUAGAUUCUGACCCCAGCUUCCUGCUUGCAGCUGUUCACUGCCUGCCUUUAGCUUCUUCUCUCAGGGACUCUCUCAGCCAGAUCCUGCAAAAAGCCAUCACCCCCAAUCUGGUUUUCUCCAUCCUCAUUGCCAAGAACCAGCUGCUCACCAUCGUCCAGGAAAAGACGGUCAUUGAGGACAGCAGGCUGGAACCUGCAGACGUACACCUCCUGCUCAACCUCAUUGGAGCUUCCUCUGCCUUUCAGGCCGGGGAGAUCUGGACUCCAAUCUGCCUCCCCCUCUUUAACCCAGACUGUUACUUUUAUGCAUACAUUUCCUACCUGGACCCCCCAGAAUGCACUGUUUGUUUGCUGCUGCUCUCGACGGACAAAGAGGCUUUCUACGCUGUAGCUGAGUGUAAGAGGAAGAUAGAGGAAGCCAUGGCGGCUCAGAACUCCCUGAGCCUCAUUGCCAAAGUUCAGUCGUACAGCGUGAGCCAGGUGGGCGUCUCAGACCUCAGACACUUCAUGUACAAGCCUUUUGAUGUGCCAGACAACUACCGCCAGCUCACCCAGUUCACCAGCCCAGAGAUGGAGGCACCAUACAGCAGUGAAGUGGAGAAAAUGAGACUGCUAGACCUUUAUCGUUACAUGCACAGCCGCAUCCACAGCACCUCACGACCCCUCAAGCUGAUUUACCAUGUCGCUGAGAGGGAAACUCUGCUUGCCUGGGUCACAAGUAAAUUUGAGCUGUACACCUGCUUCAGUCCUCUGGUGACGAAGGCCUGCGCCAUCACAGCUAUCACUAAGCUCCUCAGGUGGAUCAAAAAGGAGGAGGACCGUCUCUUUAUCAGAUACCCCCCAAAGUAUUCAACCACACCAAACCCCAGCAAGAGCUCUCGAGGGGGCAAAUCUGACCAGCAAGACUCCACAGAUAACGGCUUCUUAUCUCUUCUAUAGGACCCUGUGAGUGCGACUCCAACUGCUCUGCCUCAGUCACAAUAGUUUGUACACUGGCUCUGAGAUAUUUUUGAACCUUCUUUUGACACUCAGUGAUGGACUUGACAGACUUUGACUACUGGAAACAAACACUACAUUUUACACUAUUUAAGAAGAAAUGAUCUCUUUACAACUAGUAUUAUUUCUUUUCUUAAAAAAGAAAGUAAAUAUGUUGUUGCAUCACUGCUUUCAGUCUGAAAGAGUCAGGGGAAAAACAAACAGCAUUAGAGCAUUUUAAAAUGAACUGUGGUAGGAAAUAAUUGCAAUGAUAUUUAAAUGUUUUUAUAUUGUUUUAUUACUUUGACAAAAGAUAAACUUUCCCUGCGGACAGUGAAUGUAAAACAGAUGAUAGUUCAUUCAUAAGCUAGUGCUAUCCUUCUCUGGUGUAAGUAAUGAUGAAGGGUGAUGUGAGGUUGACACAGGUUUUGAUGCUUUGAUUCUUACCUUACUUAAUAAUCAUUUGUUUUGAAAGCACCAAAACUAAAAAAGUGAAAUGCAUUUUGUAAGACAGGUAUGUGGGAGAGGAAUAAAUCCAUAUAAGAUUGCAGGCAAACUCUGCAUGCUGUCUAAAUCCCACAAAACAGGGCAAUUUAGACAGUUGGUGGGAGUUUUCCUGCAGUUUUGAUAUUUGAAGACAAGAAUUCACCCAAGAUUGGGUUCCUUAGACUUCUAUUUCUGUUGACGCUGUGUCAAAACAGGUAUCAAUAUUGUUUGAUUUGUACUAGCAUCAUAUCAAAGUUUGAAAUUAAGCUAUUGUGACAACCCUGCAGUGAAGUUAACUUUCUUAGACAGGAAUUUUUUUACAUGGUGCAGAAGUCCAUAUGUUACAGAACAGGAUAUGUGAGAAGUAAAAGUGUGCAAGGCUCAAUAUAAACUGGAAAAACGACAACUGGAACUGGCAGGACUGGGAUGGGCCGUCAUGCAGAGCCGUGAACAAACACCUGUAUGAAUCUGGUGGCACUUCCCUGUUGCAGCGUCUGCAACCACGGUAUUCCUUCAUACCCAACUGUUGCCACUCAUUUUAAAUGGUCAGAUUUCAUUCAUGUUACACAAAACAAGUAGGAAAUUCAGGCUGUUACGUCUUUUCAUUAUUAGUGUCUCAUUGCUAGGACCCAAACUGUGCUUGUCUGGACAUCAUCUGUUAAAAAAUGGAACUGUGAUCUCACAGUGUUUUUAUGAUGCUUAAUGUUGUGACUUUAGGCCACUUAUCGUUUUGGAUAACAGUUUUCUAGAGAUGGUCUAUAACAGUAGCCUCUUCCUCCUGUCCUUUGAGGAAUUUUCUGUCAAUUCAAGUCUUAAGAGUAUGUCUAUAGUAUUAUGAAAUAAAUCCCAAGUUGCACAAAAUUUCCCUGUGUAUUAAUUAACAAGAAACAUUUUCACAACAGCUUCAUUUAACACAGGGGUGUCCAAACUAUGGCUGGGCCAAAUGCGGUCCUUCGCCCAUUUUUAAUUGGCCAGCAGCAAAUUCUUAAACAUAAAUGAAAAAUGGCCCAUAUCAGAACAUGAAAGUCAUGCUUUACUGUAGUGAAUAUUUCAUCUGUAUUUUCGGACAGCUGAGCAUAGUUUUGUGUUACCUUGGGGGCUCGUCCGGGAAGGGAACACAAAACUAUACUCGUCUUUUAGUUAGAAAACAGGAAAAAAAAAAGGUUUGUGAAGACGGUAUGGAUCUUGUUGGACUAGCGUAUAUUUUAGUUUUAGCACUAGGCAAUGCCACUGUGCUCAUUCUGUAAACAAACUUUUUGACAUGACAAUUCAUUGAUGAAACUUUUUUUUAUUUAAAGCAUAUUGGAUAACUUAGUGUAUCUUUUCCUUAAAUCGGACUGGAUUAACUAACUUUGGUAUCAUAAAGGGAAGUUAAAUGAAACUGGCCCCACCAUCCUUAAAGGUGCAGUGUGUAAUAUUUAGCCUUGAAGCAUUCUGCAAAGCAAGCUUGAUUAAAAAUGGAACAUAAUACCUAUUAGUAGGCCUUUUAAUACUAGAAUUUAAUCACCAGGAUAUUGAGAAUUGUUUUAUCUUAUUAACUUACAGAAUAAGCCUUUUAUUCAUGCAUAGAGAGGGUCCCCUCCAUGGACGCCGCCAUCUUGGAGUUUUGCAUCUUGCAUACCUCUACAGUACCACAAAAGGGACAAAAUAAUAAUAAAACAACUUUACAUGUUCAGGCGAUAAAAUACUAAUUUAGAUUGGCCUACUUAUGAAUAUUGUGUUCCGUUUUUGCCAAGUUAAUUCUGCUAAAUGCUACGAGGCUAAAUAUUACACACUGCUCCUUUAAAUAUUCUGUAUGUGGCCCUCAGCAGAAAAAGUUUGGAUACCCCUGAUUUAACAUGUAACAU